GUCCAACCUUCCUUCGUCGUCCAACCUUCCUUCGUCGUCCCGAAGCGGGCCAUCAACAACUCCAAACGAGGCAGAUCGAGCAGCAGCGCAACAGCAAUCUCAAAGCAGCCCCUCACGUUCCACAACAACAGUGCCUCCGAGAUUCCCUUGUGACAGACAUCAUCAGCGAUACCCACACCGAAUCGAAUCCAUCAAUCCCAACUAUCUAACCAGAAGGUUGCGACAAGAGGACCUCCUGUACCUUACGACUGCCACUGAAGGCCGCCGAACACCUCUCAACUCAUUUAUUUGAUUGCAUUCCAUCCAUCCACCUGCACCAAGUGAAGCUAAGCUGGCUAGAUUUACCGUACUGUCCCACUCACUUCCGCCAAUUCCUCAGUACACAACACAAUAGUCAAACCGUCAUCAUGGCAUUCAAUGAAGAUUCCUCAGGCUCUGGACACGAUGAACCGUGGAUACAGUGGUUCUGCGGUCUGAAAGGCCACGAAAUGUUUUGCGAAGUGGAACGAUCGUACAUUGAAGAUGGGUUUAAUCUUUAUGGACUGCGAGCGUGUGUCUCCAACUUUUCCGAUUGUCUCGAUCUCAUUCUCGAUCGAAUUGGACCCGAUGAUUCGGACGACUCCCAUUUGACACAGAGUGCUUGUACUCUCUAUGGUCUUAUACAUGCUCGAUAUAUCAUUACGGCUCAUGGACUCGAUGCCAUGUAUAAUAAGUACGCCGCCAAAGAAUUUGGCACUUGUCCACUGGCACAAUGUCAAGGACAACCCGUAUUACCGGUCGGACUCAAGGACGAAAUGGGCGCCGACACGGUCAAAAUCUUUUGUCCCAAAUGUCAAUGUGUCUAUCAUCCACCUCCCAUUCGAUCACGGAGUUCCAGUCAUCACGGAGCGGGGGCUGCCGGGGUCGAUGGGGCCGCCUUUGGGACUACUUUUCCACACUUGUUUCUCAUGACAUUUUCCAAUCUCGUGCCCGAUCCACUACCACCCAACUCGGCAUAUGUCCCACGCGUCUUUGGAUUCCGCGUACACAUGUCGGCACGGCAGAGGAAUACACCCGCUGGCACCGUCGCUGCAGCUCCCGAUACGAAUAAUAAUCCAAAGGCCAACAAUAGCAAGAGUCGAGUGUCCAUGCGAAAAUCAUCCUCUGCUGCAGUCGCAGCCGCCAAAAAAGAAGCCGCACCCACUGACGCGGCAGCUGCUGCCAAAAACUCACCACCCAACAAGGCGCCCAAUGCCAAAAACGACGAUGGAAGUGCCGCACCUUCCAUCAAAAGCGAAACCGCCGAUACGAGCAAACCAACCGCCGCCAAAUUAUCCUCCAAUAUUGCCCGCAAUAAUAAUAAUAAGACGGGAGGCAGCAACAAACGACGAUCUGAUGGAGAAGAGAGUGGACCAAAAGGAUGGAUUCUUGGUAGAUUCCAGCGCCGUCAAGAGGAGAAACGACAGGAUGGUUAUACUGUAUGA
This is a messenger RNA of Seminavis robusta, 1463 nucleotides long. The record is from the annotation of a GenBank genome assembly. Lineage: Eukaryota; Bacillariophyta; Bacillariophyceae; Naviculales; Naviculaceae.